AUGGCAUCUUCCAACGAAGGCAUUACCCCAGCAAAGCGAGUUGCCGAAAUGUCCGUCGACGAUGUUUCACCCGUGGCUGCUAAGAAACCCAAAUCCGACAAUCCCAAUUCUGCUACUUCCGCCUUAACUGGGUCGAAAAAUGAUACCCAGACCCCAGAAAUGCCUAUACACGAACCAAUUGAGUUCUCACCAUCUCACUCGCACAAGGAUGCAUACGUUCUAGGUACCCACUGUACCUUUGAGGAGCUGCGAUCUCGGCAUCUUGAAUACUUGGCUGAGGAAGAAAGGGCUAUGCAACAGGCCUAUGGAACCCGGAGGCAGUGA
Penicillium soppii is the source of this 324-nucleotide messenger RNA. RefSeq lists its product as uncharacterized. The transcript has a single exon. The record is from RefSeq and is a predicted model, not a curated record. NCBI's taxonomy places the organism in Eukaryota, Fungi, Ascomycota, Eurotiomycetes, Eurotiales, Aspergillaceae. The coding region runs from base 1 to 324 and encodes 107 amino acids.